AUGGCGGCACGUAGGGGCAUUAGCACCGUGUCCCGCGACUACAAUGAAGCUCUCCGUCUGCUUUCGACACUUUACUCAAAUCGCCAAGCCACGAAUCUUUUUGACAAAUCAAUCGCCUCAAAUUCCUCAUCUGUACCAACAAAGGAUCCCAAUGCUUUAGCUAUUCCUGAGAUGCGCGAAUGGCUCCGACGUGCUGGGUAUGAACCAAAGGAUCUUGCACGUCUGAGACACAUCCACAUAGCCGGCACCAAAGGCAAAGGCUCUGUAAGCGCAUUUGCGACGAGCAUGCUACGAGAGUACGAGAUUGUUGGGACUUAUACGAGCCCACAUCUCGUGAGCCCGCGCGAGCGCAUUGCUAUUCAAGGAGAGCCGGUUUCGCAGAGCCUCUUCGCUGCUGCUUUCUUUGACCUCUGGGAAAGUCUGUCUGAAGCUGCUAAGAAGGAUGGCAAAAGCCUCACCGAGUCUGAAGGACCUGGCUCAAAGCCAUUCUUCUUCCGCUUCAUGACACUCCUUGCUUGGCAUAUCUUCCUGAGUCAAAAGGUCGAUAGCGUUGUUCUUGAAUGCGGUAUCGGCGGAGAGUAUGACGCUACAAAUGUGGUGCCCCCAGAGGCUGUUUCUGCUGCGGUCAUCACGCAGCUGGGUAUAGACCAUGUCGCGAUGCUAGGCGACACGGUUGAGAAGAUCGCAUGGCACAAAGCCGGCAUUCUCAAGCCAGGUGUGCGUGGUUUCGUCCGACGAAUGGACGAGAAGCCUGGUGUGAUGCAAGUGCUUCGACAGCGGGCAGCAGAAAAGGGGGCUGAGCUCGUCGAGUUGGAUGACGCCAGGAUCGAACUAUGGGGAGGUGUGCAUGGAAGACUGCAAGGUGACUUUCAAAAGUAUAACCAAGCUCUUGCUGUCUGUGCUGUACGACAACAUCUAGGCAUGAGUUUUGAGCCCAAGGACUUUUUUAAGAACAUUCAAAGAAAGAUGUGUGUAGGGCUCGAGCACGCAAGUCUCAGGGGGCGCUGCGAGAUCAUCCAGCAGGGCCACAUUGGCUGGUACCUGGACGGUGCGCAUACGACGGAUAGCAUGUAUGAGGUCGCAAAAUGGUUCGCUUCGAAUGUUGAAACCUUUGAAUCCGCAAUUCUGGUUUUCAACCAGCAGGAGAGAGAUGCAACAAAACUACUGACAAUAUUGCUUGACACUGUUCAAGAGUUUACUGGCAGAACAAACAUAUUCAGCCAUGCGUUCUUUACAAGGAACGAUCAGGAGCGGCCUUCAACGGAUGAAGAAGCCAGAGAUCUGAGUGUGCAGACACGUGUGGCAGAGAUGAUGGCUGAGAGAGCAGCUGAUUGUGAGGUCAACACAUUUGAUAAUAUCCAGGACGCUGUAGCUGAGGCUAGAAAAGUUGCAGGAGUUUAUCAUAGGGUUUUGGCUACAGGGAGCAUGUAUCUUGUAGGGGGUGUACUCCAAGUAUUGGAGCCUGAAGGUCUAUUGUAA
Messenger RNA from Fusarium subglutinans, 1479 nucleotides. RefSeq names its product folylpolyglutamate synthetase. Gene Ontology annotation, biological process: tetrahydrofolylpolyglutamate biosynthetic process. Gene Ontology annotation, molecular function: ATP binding; tetrahydrofolylpolyglutamate synthase activity. The record is from RefSeq and is a predicted model, not a curated record. The transcript has a single exon. Bases 1 to 1479 code for a protein of 492 amino acids. Gene Ontology annotation, cellular component: cytoplasm; cytosol; mitochondrion. NCBI's taxonomy places the organism in Eukaryota, Fungi, Ascomycota, Sordariomycetes, Hypocreales, Nectriaceae.